Staurois parvus is the source of this 309-nucleotide messenger RNA. Lineage: Eukaryota; Metazoa; Chordata; Amphibia; Anura; Ranidae. The record is from the annotation of a GenBank genome assembly.
CGGAUGAUCGGCGUACCCAUCAAUGCCGCAUAUCAGUGCCUACCAGUGCACAUCAAUACCACAUAUCAGAGCUGCCUUUCAGUGCCAACUAUCAGUGCCAGUCAGUCCCACCUAUCAGUGCUACCGAUCAGUGCCACCUAUCAGUGCCAGUCAGUGCUGCCUAUCAGUGCUAGUCAGUGCCACCUAUCAGUGCCCGUCAGUGCUGCCUAUCAGUGCCCAUCAGUGCCGCCUAUCAGUGCCCAUCAGUGCCUCCUAUCAGUGCCACAUAUGAGUGCUGCAUUUCAGUGCCCAUCAGUGAUGCCUGACAAU